Messenger RNA from Cuscuta europaea, 2049 nucleotides. The record is from the annotation of a GenBank genome assembly. NCBI's taxonomy places the organism in Eukaryota, Viridiplantae, Streptophyta, Magnoliopsida, Solanales, Convolvulaceae.
GUAAGAUCUUGAGUUUCUCUCUCUAGCCACUCGCAGCUAGACUCUUCCCUCACAGCGGUGGUUCGCCGCCGGAGCCCUCCUGGCUCCGGUUGGCUUGGUGUUUGGCUCAGGCUGUAAUCUUUUGAUCUAUCUUGGGCUACCUCACUUCGACUGGAUGGGAGCUUGAACCUUCUGGUUCACAGCUGGUUAGGAGUUUUCCUGAAGGUUGUGUCCUGGUUUCUUGGUUGAAGGUCCAUGGCCGCUGUUUCAGGGAUACAAGCAAGCUAAGUCGAGAUUCCUUGGCAGAUGCGGCCAGAUGGGUUCUGGUGGUUUUCACAACCAUGGGUUUAUGCUUCAGAAGAUGACCGAUGUGUCCACACCCAUCUUUUCCUCUUCAUUCACGACUAAGGCGAAAGCUUUCCGGUGGUUGCAGCGGCGUCGUCCUCAGACGUAGCGCCGGUUCGGUCGGGGAAUGCUAAGUAUUCAGAGAACAGUGGAUGGGGACGCUCGUUAAUGGGUCCUUAGCUUCCCAGAAUGUUUUGGAUCCUUCUCGCUUCUCUCGCUGCUUCAGAGAGCCUGCAGAUGCUCACUUACCAUGGACGAUGGCGUUUUUUCGUGGCAGCUUCGGGUGGAGGGGUCCCGGAGCAGUUCUUUCAUGCGGCCAUCGUUUCCCCCACUGCUUCGUUACGGAUCUUGUGCUGGGCCAAUGCCGGGGUUUGGAGUUCGCAGCCACCUUCGGCCGUCUUCUGAAAAUAAGUUGCUCUUACUCCGGUACGUCUUCUUGUUAGUCAACCUGUCUGGCUGUGGACGCCUCUGUUUCAAGACGAGCUUUGUUUAUUUUUCUAGCUUCUUGCCUAGUGACUUUUUGACUUUGGGGUCUGGGGUCCUUUUUUCUGUUCAAUGUGAGUUUAACCGGAGUAGGUUAUGGCAAACAGACUGCUCUUCAUCGCCAUUGCCAAAACAGUUCCUCAAUCUAACUUUGAGCAAGUGGUUUUACUCCCAGAAGGACCUCAGCUUUUUUCGAUAAACCGGACUGAUAACCACUGCGCUUGGCCUCCGUAGAGGGUAGGGAGUGACGAUUGUGGGAAGGAAUGGGGAAGAGGGGAGCUUGGGAACGAUAAUGGGAGCUUCUCUGCUGGCGAGGGGUCUGAAUGAGUUAUACGUUGCAGCGACGGCGUCGGAUUGUGGUCUGUUGCCAUUGUGCAUUUGUUUGGUUUUGGGUUUUAUUACCGGAGAAGAUAACCGGAAGUUUCUGGCGUGAAUACAGAAGUGCCUGGUUUGAUUUUUUUUGGUUUGGUUCUUUUUAUUGGAUUGAGUUUCGUUAGUGAAAGCGGAGAGGUUGGAACCGCUCUUCGGGUGUUUUGCUUCCGGCUACAGUCUUAUCGCCUUCGACGCCCUCUAUCAACUCUGUUGGAGGUUGCCGGGGUCCAACGGAAGUGGGGGUGGGGGGAUUUUCGAUUUGGCUGCUUCUAUUUUCCGGCUGGUACGUUCUUUUCUCCCCCGCCGUUUUCCACCGGGUACGCUGCCGGAGCUUGGUGGGGGUGGGGGAAGGGGCACAUACUAUGAACGAGCGUAAACUUUUGGAAUCUGGGCUGCUGAUACAUCAGUCGGAGUCUAGCCGGAAUGUUGGCCGGCGUAGUCAACGGCGACCUGACUUGGGUCUGCAUGUGAUUGGACCGCUGACAUCUGUCCUGACGUUGCACUGUAGCCUUUUGUUUGAAUUUUGAAUUAGCCGCCCUCUUGGUGCGGCGCAUCUGGAAGAGAUGGAGAUUAUUUAGUAUGGGCCGUAACCCUACUUUUGCUGGGCUGUUUGGGCCAUCCAGGUCGGACGAUUGUGCUGGAAAUUAGGCUACAAAAGGCUGUUGUGGAGCUGUGGUCCGGCUUAGAAGACUUGCUGUGGAGGACCUAUUCAUCCGCUAGGAUUUUUGUGCUGGAAGUAGUAAUAGGCCAAUUGGCCUUGGUUUUUAUUGUUGAAGUUAAUUUGAAUACUUUGUUGCUUUAUUACUAAGCCGGGGGUCUCUCCCAAGCUAGUUAUGCCUUCUUUUGCUAAAAAUCCUCUCUCCCUUUCCC